Insectozyma verbasci is the source of this 864-nucleotide messenger RNA. NCBI's taxonomy places the organism in Eukaryota, Fungi, Ascomycota, Pichiomycetes, Serinales, Debaryomycetaceae. The record is from the annotation of a GenBank genome assembly.
AUGUCUUAUACUACUCGUCAAGUUGGUGCUGCAAAUACUUUAGAUUAUAAAGUUUACAUUGAAAAAGAUGGAAAGCCAGUUUCACCAUUUCAUGAUAUUCCAUUAUACGCUAAUGAAGAUAAAACAAUUUUAAAUAUGAUUGUUGAAGUUCCUAGAUGGACAAAUGCUAAAUUAGAAAUUUCAAAAGAUCAAAAAUUAAACCCAAUUGUUCAAGACACCAAAAAAGGAAAAUUAAGAUUUGUUCGUAAUUGUUUCCCACACCAUGGUUAUAUUCACAAUUAUGGUGCUUUUCCACAAACUUGGGAAGAUCCAAAUGUCAUUCAUUCAGAAACUAAAGCUAAAGGUGACAAUGAUCCGUUAGAUGUUUGUGAAAUUGGUGAAAGAGUUGCAAAUGUUGGUGAAGUUAAACAAGUUAAAGUUUUAGGUGUUAUGGCAUUAUUAGAUGAAGGUGAAACUGAUUGGAAAGUUAUUGUUAUUGAUGUAAAUGAUCCAUUAGCUCCAAAAUUGAAUGACAUUGAAGAUGUCGAAACUCAUUUACCAGGUUUAUUAAGAGCAACAAAUGAAUGGUUUAGAAUUUAUAAAAUUCCUGAUGGAAAACCAGAAAAUCAAUUUGCUUUCUCAGGUGAAUGUAAAAAUAAAAAAUAUGCUGAAGAAGUUAUUACUGAAUGUGCUGAAGCUUGGGAAACUUUAAUAAAAGGUGAAUCAGUUGAUUCAAAAGGAAUUGAUUUAACAAACUCAACUUUAACUAAUGUUCCUACUUAUUCUGAAGCUUCAGUUCAAGAAAUUCCUUCAGCUUCACCUCAACCAGCUGCUCCAAUUGAUAAAUCUAUCGACAAAUGGUUCUUCAUCUCUGGUGCUCAUUAG